Solanum verrucosum is the source of this 1713-nucleotide messenger RNA. RefSeq lists its product as uncharacterized. The record is from RefSeq and is a predicted model, not a curated record. The transcript has a single exon. Lineage: Eukaryota; Viridiplantae; Streptophyta; Magnoliopsida; Solanales; Solanaceae. Bases 1 to 1713 code for a protein of 570 amino acids.
AUGUCACCCCCUGUCCACGUAUCGAUAAGUGAUCCAAUUUAUCCACCUAGAUUCGAUCCCUAUGCUAACGCAUCAAACGUAGCUGGAACUUUUAUGGUGCGCCCUUUGAGUACGCCUAUGACAAGUAAUCCACUAUUCAUUCCAACUACGUCGACUAAUGUCGUUCAACAACUAAUGGAGCCAAAAUCCAAAAACGAUCCUCCACCCAAAGUUCAAUAUGAUCAAGAUUAUACUCCUGAAUUGACUUUUAAAAUUCCAAGCUCUUACCCUCACACUCAUCAGUAUAGUUCCCAUGUUGAGGCUGAAAAAGCUGUUAAGAACGAGGAACAUGAAGAAAUGACUAGAAAAAUGAAGAGUUUGGAACAGAGUGUAAGAGAUAUGCAAGGAUUGGGAGGUCACAAAAAUAUUUCAUUCAAUGAUUUGUGCAUGUUUCCCCACGUUCAUCUACCCAUCGGUUUUAAAACUCCAAAGUUCAAAAAAUAUGAUGGACAUGGAGAUCAUGUAGCUCAUUUAAAGAGAUAUUAUAAUCAACUGAGAGGGGCUAGAAGCAAAGAAGAAUUGCUCAUGGCUUAUUUUGGGGAAAGUUUGAUAGGAAUUGCCUCAGAAUGGUUCAUAAAUCAAGAUACUUCUAACUGGCAUACAUGGGAUGAUUUGGAUCGAUGCUUUGUUCAACAAUUUCAAUAUAACAUCGACAUAGUUCCAGAUCGUACUUCACUUGUCAACAUGAGGAAGAAGACCACCGAAAUUUUUUGUGAAUAUGCUAUUAGGUGGAGGGAGCAAGAUGCUAGGGUUAAGCCGCCAAUGAAAGAGUCUGAAAUGAUUGAUGUUUUCCUUCAAGCGCAAGAACCAGACUACUUUCAUUAUUUACUUUCCGUUGUUGGAAAAACAUUCGCUGAAGUUAUUAAGAUUGGUGAAAUGGUGGAAAAUGACAUUAAGUCUAGAAAAAUUGUAAGUCAAGUUGCCUUGAAAGCUACAACACAAGUGAUUAAAAAUGGAUCAGGAAAUCUUAAGGGAAAGAAAAUGAAGGAAGAUGUAGUAAAUGUUGUGUCAGACACACUAAAGGGUCCAAGGGGUCCAGUUUAUCAAUAUGCACCACCUCAAUUUCAUCACUAUUUCCCCAUGCAAGAUACACAAAAUUCUAUUGUCCCACCUCAAUAUGCAGUCUAUGGUGCACAACCAUAUGCAUAUCCACCAAACUAUCCUCAAUGGAGAGCACCAACAAAUCAAAAUGUUCGUCCUUUCUCUCAAACUUUUCGAGCACCUUAUAAUCCCCGUCCAAGACAGGGAUUUAAGGGAGGUCAAAUACCUAUGAACAAUUUCACACCAAUUGGAGAGUCUUACACAAGUGUAUUUGAGAAAUUCAAACGUUUGAAUAUGAUAGAGCCAAUUCCUCAAAAUUACGUGGAUCCACAUGCAAAAGGUUUCAAUCCUACAAUACGGUGUGCAUACCAUUCUGAUGCUCCAGGGCACAGUACUGAAGAUUAUCAAAAUUUAAGAAGAAAGGUGGAAGAGAUGGUUCAAACAAAGAUGAUUGUGGUUCAAAAUGAUGACCCCCCAAAUGUUACUAAGAAUCUUCUACCGGCGCAUAAUGAUACACACUUCAUCGAAAUGAUGUGUUAUGACAAAGAAUAUGACAAUUCUCUCAAUUCUCAGAAAAAGACAAUUGAAAUUGUUGGAGCUUUCAUGAAGGUUAGCGUGCAAAGUAGUGGCUAA